AGUUUGGAGGCUGAAGCUUGUAGUCCAAAGAUUGUAUGUUUAACCUUUGAGACUAUUUAUCGAGCAGUUGUCAGUUGAGUUCAUGAAUGUUUCAAGAUAUUCUCAUGUAUGGUUUAGCAGUGUUUUUUAAUUCAAUUAGUUGUGAAACAAAUUACCUUUGCCAUUUGUUUAGAUGACCAUGUCAAAAAAAACCAACCCAAUACCUAGUUAUCGUUAUAGCAAUGGACCUUUUGUGUUUGCUGUUAGAUUAUUUCGUUUGCUUAGCUUUUUCAUGUACGGAUUUGCUAUUGCAUGGAUAAAUACUCAUCCUUCUGUUCCUCCAUACGAAAGUGUUGGUUCUUUUGGUGGUUCGCUUAAAUUUUUAACUUACUGGAAUCUGUUAACACAAUUUGUUCUUUUUACUUUGAUUAAUUACUGUGACUUAUUUUUAGUGUCAUCAGAUGGAACCUAUAAACAUAAUCAAUCAUCGAGUGUUUUAGUAAAAUUGAGAGAUAUUGUUCACCAUGGACUUGCCUUACCCUUAGGACUGUUUGUUGUCCUUGUUUAUUGGAUGAUAUAUGCAAUAGAUUCAGAACUUAUCUAUCCAAUUGCUUCACGACCAUAUUAUCCAGAAUGGUUGAAUCAAAUAACACAUUCUGCAGUUGGGGUUACAGUUAUGAUUGAAGAGUUUGCCUUCUAUCACCCCCGUGACAAUCGUAAAGCUUUCGUGGCUCUGUUUUCAUAUAUUGUAUCAUACUUUCUCUGGAUUCUUUAUCUUGGCUAUGUUAUCAACUAUUGGCCAUACUCAGUAAUCAGGAUUAUCCCAGAUCCAUACAAAAUUCCUUUCAUAAUAACAUUUGGACCAAUAUUUGCCAUCAUAUUAUACUUUACACAGUAUUUACAUGCCAAGCAAUGGCCUACACCAUAUCAAAGAUCACGUAAGGAAAAGCGCAGAUGAUCAACAUUUCUAACUUUACUAGAAUUUUUAAUGUCAUUUUAAGUCGUGGCGCAAACUUACUUACAACAAUAAUGUAUAUGCACCGUUUGAUGUAUUCAAAGGAAUGGAGCAAUAGAUUGCCCAUUAACAGUAUCUUAAUUUUUUGAUGCAAAACUUAACCUUCAAUUACUGCCAGAAAUCUCAUUGUUAUCCUGUUAUACAAUUCUUCCGGAUCUCGAGUUGAUCUAUCAUUUGGAUUACCUGGAAGCAAUAUUACUAGGAUUUUAAAGCUUAUCAUUUUCCCCAUUGCAUCAUUCAAUAAUACUCACCUGUUUAAUCUCAAUUUUCAAUUUCUUUCAACAUGUGCAAUAAAAAUUGGAUUAAUCACUUCAUGUGACUGUACAUUUACCAGAAUUGCAGUGUUACAAUAAUGCACUUGGAUAAUUAGAUUCACAUAAAAUUAUAAAAAUUAUAAGUCUUCCUAUGCUAAUAAUAAUAUAACCCCCUUUCAACUUUUAUACUUGCAACACAAAUUCAACUUGUAAUUAUAUUCUAAUCAGUAAAUUAUGUGCCGCACAAUUUAAUUUCAA
This is a messenger RNA of Tetranychus urticae (two-spotted spider mite), 1506 nucleotides long. RefSeq names its product androgen-induced gene 1 protein. The record is from RefSeq and is a predicted model, not a curated record. Gene Ontology annotation, cellular component: membrane; endomembrane system. Lineage: Eukaryota; Metazoa; Arthropoda; Arachnida; Trombidiformes; Tetranychidae.